AUGGCUUCCAACCGGCAAUUCAGACGCAUUGGUACAUCUUCGAACAGCCUGAGCCAUAUUAGUUUAAACGAAGACGUAUUGAUCUUUAACGGUUCACCCUAUCCGGUAGAUAUGCCAUAUCAAUUAGUUGGAGCCCAGAGCGAGACUUUUUAUACCUCAAAGAGUGAUACCUCGUCCGAGACAAACGAAACCCAAAUGAAACAGCAAACGAUGAGUUCCCAUUGCCCACUCCAGCACGAAGAAGAUCACGAGAAAACGAAUCGGGACGAAACUGGGCGCCUAACCCAGAAAGACAUUGGUAUAUGGGUAAAAAGCUGGAGGAAUAAUCAUUCUAAUACCUCUACUCCUUCAAGAAUCAUGGCUAGUGUGAAAAGCCCAACCCUGCAUGGCAGCAAAAAUCAACCCAAUGCAGUCCCUAGAACUCAGUCACAACGCGAAGUCUCCCCAACGACAAUGCCGAUAGAGCAACCGCCUCAAACCCCCCCUUAUGAAAACUGGCAACCUACUCCCGCAUUGAGUGCAUCACCAGGCCCUGGCAAUGGCAAUGCAUGCCAGUCGUGCGAGUGGCAGAUGACAUCUGGCCCCGAUAUUCUUCCCCUUACCGCUUCCACAUACCCAAGUUCGCCAUGGGAAACGAACAAUGAUAGUUAUAGCAAUGCCUUUGGCUUUUAUUGCGGCCCAAGUUCACCCUUCUCUUCAGCAUCAUCAAGCAUAGCAACUCCAGAGCUUCCGUUAACAGCAAAAAAACCCGAUCCUCUAGCCACCACUGAGAGCUAUAUGUACUUCGAUGGCCCUGACUUGGACAGCUCAAACGAGGACUAUUCCAGGGCUAGCUCUAACGCAGACACGGACGCAGGAGAGCAGUAUACACUCAACGGCGGUGAGAAUGAACAGGCCAAGAGGAAGGCAUGUGGCUCUCACUGUCAAAGAAAUGACGAUAGAGAUGCGUUCCUUAUAAAGUGCAAGCUCGCAGGAAUGUCGUAUAAGGAAAUUAAGGCGAAAGGGAAGUUCACUGUGGCAGAGUCAACCCUGCGAGGCCGUUUUAGAAGCCUGACAAAAAGAAAAGAGCUUCGAGUGAGGAAGCCUGGUUGGCAGGACAGCGAUCUGAAACUUCUUUGUGAAGCUGUGCAACGAUUUGCCGAGCCACAGUCAAUCUCAGUCAUCGGUGACGAACUGCUACCGCCAAAAAUUUCCUGGAAACAAGUUGGAGACUACAUUUGGAAGAAGGGCGGUUCAUAUCACUUCGGAAAUGCGACAUGUAAGAAGAAAUGGGCGGAAUUGCAACGCAAUCAUGCUUAUGUUCAGCAAGCGUCUUUGAACAUGGCGUUUUAG
Molecule: messenger RNA, 1332 nt
Organism: Nannizzia gypsea CBS 118893
Lineage: Eukaryota; Fungi; Ascomycota; Eurotiomycetes; Onygenales; Arthrodermataceae
Exons: 3
Coding region: 1-1332 (443 amino acids)
Source: RefSeq, a predicted model, not a curated record